AUGAUACCAUUGAUUAAAAGUUACUUCGGAUCUGGAAUCACAAAGAGAACUUUGAAAGGAAUGGACCUUUCUGAAUGUCCAAACGAUGUCUUGGUUGAAAUAUUCCUUCGACUUCCUUACAUUGACGUGGUUCGCUGUUCCCUGGUAAGAAUUUUGCAUUUAUUUGUUGAUUUUUAGGUGUGUCGUCAGUGGAACAGCGUUAUAUACAAUCAUCGAUUCUGGUUUCAAAAGUUACGAUCUUCUAACAAACUAGGAUUUCUUGCGCUGAAAGAUUUGAAGAAGGUUGAUAUUGCGGAUCUUCAGAGACUUAUUGCCUUGAAUGCGUUUGAACAGAAUUUGAUCCACGAUAAUUAUGAUGAAGACACUCCGAAGUUGGACAUUCGAUGGUCCGAUUGUCAUGCAAACAGAAGAAGGUUUGUUCUCGUUUCUGACUUUCAUUAAAAUUUUUAGACAUAGGGAAUGGAAGAUUGAAUCCCCUCCAUUAUUUAUUAUCCCACAACGGCUGGAUACAGAAAAAUUAGAUCAAUGCGAAAGGCCAUUCCAUUCCUGUAUGGUGAGCUCAUAUUCUGAAUGUGCAAGAUGGAUAACAGUAAAUCUCCUCGAUUAUGGUCUGUCAAAGGAGUUCUUGAACAAACACAAACCUACCAUUGUGGUCACGGAGUUUUAUACGAACCGUGGGGAUUGUGCUUGCAGGUACAACAUCUCUGCUUUAUUCCGGAAUUCUGAGUAAGUUUUGAAUUGGGUUCCAGUUUUUUUUUCAGAGAACCUGACCUCAAUUCACAGCCGGAGAAUGGACGAGCAAUGUCUUUUGAUGCUGUAAUUGAACAAUGGGAAGGUGGGUGGAUCCAGAUAAGAUCAUACGUACGUAAUUAUUUUAGAUCAGUAUUGGCGAAAGGCCGAGAUUGUGUUUGAAAAUUACCCAGACGAUGUGUAUUUGAUAGAUGUUGUAUCGAGAGGAAAGGAUCGCCAGUUUUGGGCCGGAAACUAUGGCGUUAAGGUAGCCGGGACAUCUUUGGUCGUCAAAUUCAAGUUUAAUAAGGGGUCUACGGAAUCUGAUAUCUCAGACAGGUGAAAUUAACGAGUGAAAUAAUUAUCAUUGUGAUAUAUUAAUUUUUAUGAACAUAUAUUCUAUUAAUUUCCAUGAAUACGUAUAUUCUCGGUUGCCUUAUGUCUGCCAAAUAAAUUGCUUAUUAAAUUUAUUUGAUAUAGUUUAUGUGUUUUUAUUCACCGUACUUGUUUAUAUUAUUAACAGUAACUAAUAUGCAAGAUUUACAGAUGAGUCUGACUUUAUUAAGCGAUCGAUAUGAAAGUGAAUAUCCCAGUUUGGUCAGAGAAGUCUUAGAUCAUUGUAGGUUCUGGGUCUCACUUUAUAAUAUUUUUUUAGCUUCUUCAGAGACGUUGGUCUCCGCUCGAUUGGCCGAAGGAGGGUUUUGUGGACUCAUUUGCCACAAAGUCCUUUUUGUUUGGAAUUAUGAUUCAGAUGUAAGAAAUCAAACUUGUUAUUAUAUUUGAUUUUUAGAGUGAAGAUUUACCUCAUGCUUUUCGUCUUUCUUUGCCAUCUACAGGAUUACAAUAUGGAGCGAGGAAUGUGUGUUUCUACAAACAAAGUAAGUAGCUGUCCCUAGGUUUACAUGUUUUAGCAUCAAAAAAGAUGCCCUCGGUAUUGGCGGUGAGCCCAGAAGGAUGUAUCCGACAUUGGUCUGAGAUAGGGAAUCCCCAUAAAGACAUAAAUGUUGAUCUCCAGAAUGAAGUUUCUCAUUCCAUCGUGCUGUUUGAAGCAAAAGGUAAGUACUUUUAUUAUUGUUGACGCUGUUGUAGGCUCACAGAAUAAGUAAUUUAUGUUGUAAAAGUUCAGAAAUUUAGUCAUGUUCAUGAAAGAAAUCAAAAAACUUUGAAAAGUGCCGAAAAUCGGUCGAAUAACGUAGGUAUGGAAAACUGGGUAUGUAUGACAAAACCCCGGUUGAGGAGUCUAGGAUUUUUGCGUAGAAUAAGGCAUUCGCAUGGUGUUUCAAGAUACGUUCUGAGGGUUUUUCGCCCUUACAAACCAAAAUUAGGCAGUGUCGGGAAAAUAACGGCGGGUCGUCGCGCCUUGAAAUCGCCCAUAAUCGUUUUGCGACGGCGGCCGCGGCUGGAGAUUUGGUGCGCGAUAGCGGUGAGGCGAGACAUUUUGAUGCGACGAUCCGCCGUUAUUUUCCCGACAGACUGAUACAAAAUUGCUGUAAACGGCUUUUUUUCAGUUCACGUCCAUCGAUUCAUCUUCUCCACUACUACCUCAACUUUUUAUUUGGUAGAAGUUUUCCAUGAUGACAGAAGAGCUGAACAUCUUGUUGUUCGGCCGUUGGAUAUGAAUACUCAUGUUGGAAUCGGCAAAAGGAUGAGUGUUUUACUGUUCGGAAAUCCUUCCAUUGAUCGCGAAACGUAAGCUUGUCAUAAAAUACGCUUUUAAGUAAUAAGUAUUAUUAAAUUUAAAUGGUUUAGGGUCGUCAAAGUAGUCCCAGUGGAAGGGGAGGUCAAUGUUCACAAUGCAGAAUUGAUGGUAAUCUUCCACAAGGUCAUCAGAUUCUACUCAGUGUCCCAAUCCUCCCAUCUUUUUGCCAUUGAAACCCAUGAUCUUGUAGUGAGGGCAUUGGAGAAAUUGGUAAGACUAGGCUCUUCGGAUUACAUUAAUCAUUCAGGGUAAACUCACUGACAACUUGAAACACUACCUGCUGGAUGCCGUUCCGUACAAUUCCGGCUUCUUGGUGCUGAUUUCUGUUAACAGUUUAAAACACGAUUGUCUCGACUUUUACCUUGGUAAGAGUACUUGCUUUUUUAUUUACACUUCAGGUUAUGUAAACGGGGACACUUCAAAGACAAGACAAUUCAUCGCUUUUAAUCAACUGAGUAUCCCAAUCAGAUAUCGAAUGCAGGUAAUCUGUUUCAUGUCUUAUACAGGGUGUGGUGAGAAAUAUUCCGGAAUUUUUUUGCGAAUAUCUUUGUGCUCUUUGCUAAGGGUCAGCGGAGACUUUUUUUUCCGGCAAAGGCCGUUUUAGAGAUUUGGCUUUUGAAAAUCAUAUUGAAAGUUUUCUCUCGUCAGAUAAACUUGUUUGGUUUAUGUUUCGGACCACAAAAUUUGUCAUAUUUGCUGUCAGAUUGAGGUUUGCAGUCCGUUUGCCCUAUUGGACUGCAAACCUCAAUCGAUCAGACUUUAAUUCUUAAACCCAAAAAUUUGCAAGAUUUAAGGGAUACCCUAAUGGCGUGUACUAAAGACGCACGACUUCGAAUUUUAAAAACAAUUUAAAUUUCUUGGAUAGCUGCAAAAAAACAAAGAUAUUCCGCAGUAUUUCUUGAAACACGUUGUGUAUGUAUAACUACAAAUUAUAGGCCCCGAUUCAUACCGUUUCUCUUCCUGUUGUUCGGCUUCAUACGCCGGAGCAGAAAGAAUGCAUUGUGGUGUUUAACAAGUUCAUUGUUCAUAUAGAUAAUCCCGAGGGAGAUGCCGACAGUCGGGUGUUGGAGAGUGUCGAGGAAAGAGUUAUUGGCUCUGAAACCAUUGAUGGGCUCUGCCAUAUCGUCCUCAAGGACUCGGGAGUGUGUGCAUUACGAAAAUUGCCGAGGUAAGACACUUUAAAUGAUAAUAGAUCAUCGUUUAAGGGAUUUCGAUCUUCUAUUUUACAAAAGAACCAAGAAAGCCCUGCAAAUUAUAUAUGAGGAUUUUAUGGGGAAGGACUUUUCUCAACUGAAAUCUGCAUUCUUGAUAUUUGCGUCAAAAGAUCUCUACGAAACGGAACAGUUGUUUGGACCUUUAAAGGACCUUGAAGAUGAAGCUAUCGCUUCUUUGGUUCUUCAAUUUGUUUUUAAAUUUGUGGAUCACGAACCGAUUAAUGAUCCCAGAUGGAGAGGAGAGACCGGACUGGUUCAUUUCGAACAGAAUCCAGCGGUUGUGAUCUUGUCUCAAUUGAAUGGGAAAUUGGCUUUCUUUAAGAUGUUCUUCUUGUUUCUAAACUAUUUUAAAGUUACUAAUCAAGUAAGUGAUUGAAAUUACUUUUUUUGCGAUUGAUUAUGAAAUUUUGUCGAUUUCACAAUGUACAGGGUCUUACAAAAAACGUGCAGGAAAUUCGGGGGCUAUAACUUCCGGUGGAUGCGGCUCAGAAACUUCGUUUUUGUAAUAUGUGUUUAAGGGAGAUUACUUUUGUCUAUGAAAUAACACGAUUUUAAAGUGAAAACUGACAUCACUACGGCCUUUUGAAGUAGGAGCGUUUUUACCCCAAAAACCAGUUGUUAGUUGGAAAAUGACCAAGAAAUUUCGGAUUUUUUCGGUUGAGGGUCACCGAGAAGUCUCACGAGGAAAGUACUUUGGCUCCUACAGCCAGUUUUUGGGCAUUUUUGACCCUUAAACCGAAAACUUAGCAGCUAAGUUUUAUAUAUUCUUGACCAGCACAAUUUCUCGUAUUUUUUGAGAAAAAUGUUCCGUCAAAAAGUAGGAGCCCCCAUAAAAGUACUUUCCUUGUCAGAUUUUUCGGGGUUUUCGAUAGAGUUGAUAUUGAAAAAUUGCGUAUAAUAAAUAUAAGAAUAACUCAAUACUUACUCAAAGAGUAUGAUUGCCAGGAAAAUUUUGUAAAUGUCUAGCUAAAAUCCUGGACCGGUCAGCCAAAGGGUCAAAAUGAAGGGUAGGCGAAUUUUUUCUUUAAAUUUUAAAAAUUUUUUUCUUUAAAACUUUAAAUUUUUUUCUUUUUUUUUUAAUUUGCAACAUGUUGGCAAUGCAAUAUCUUUUUUUUCAUCAUCAACUCUAUCGAAAACCACGAAAAAACCGACUUUCAAACGAAAAACGCUGUUAUUUCAUAGACAAAAACACCUUUUAUCUUUCGAUUUACCCGGCCUUUUGAGAGAUCUGUUGGUACGAACCAUCAAGAAAACAUAGUUAAGGUUUCAGUAAUGAAUUGUUUUGACUUAUACCAUAGCAGUUACCGGUAUAGACCGACAACCAUAAAUUAACCGAAUACGCCAUCGUAAGUUCCAAUUUUGCUGAAUCGAAUUGCACGAAAGGUGCCUAUAUAACAAAUCAAGUCAUGUAUUCAUAAAAAACGGAUAAGUACAGACCUCCAACUGGACAACGCUGUUUUUAGUUGCUACAGAAAAGUACAAGAAAAGGCUGCGCUAAUUCUGCGUACCAUCGUUUGAAUUUACAUCAAUAUUCUCCUUGAAUAAGAGCGGAUUAAACAGCCCCAAAACUUGACAGACUUUCAGUGUUAUUUGGACGGGCAUUGUCAGAAAAUAUAUUCAGCAUCAUGAAAUUUCCAGUCUGAUGACAAAUAGUGCCGAACGGCUUCACUUUAUGACGCAAAAACGCCGUAUCUUGAAGCCGGACAAUGGUACCCUAAAACCCGGAUACUUUUCGUAUUUUGUCUAUGAAGAAUUACUAAAACUUGACAGUGUUCCUUGAAUGUUUUCCGUACCAACAGAUCUUUCAAAAGGUAGGGUAAGUCGGAAGGUUACAAACAAAAUUAAAACGCCUAUUGCACAAUGCGUUUAAAGCGCACAAGUAUGAAAAGUGGCACUCUGCAUUGGCGUGAGGUACCGAAGACACCACCUUACGGGACAUAUUGUGCCUCAGGGCAAUGUCGGGCUCAUCAAGACGUCACUUUCAAUUGUCGGAUAGUAUAAAUUUAUUUUUUUAGAUUGAUGUCCGUAUUCCGGAGACUAAGGAAAGAACGGCAAAGACGGUGUUCCUGGAGUUGGGAGAGAAGCUGAGGUCGAUGAUCGCACUUUUCAAACUUCUCACGAGUUCGGAAAUGCCUGUUGUCAGUGGAACUGUCCAGCAAUUGGCCAAGGUCUUCAAGACCCAAUUCGAUCACCCCAGCAAUCGAAAUCUAACCGCUUACGACCAUUUCUUCAAAGAAGUCUCUCAUUUCGAAGAAUUUAUUCCAGAAUUGGUUAAAUUGGAAUCUGAAGAACUGGACCAAUGCCCUCAGGAUUACCUGACCCGAGCUCAAGUUGUUACGGAAGUUGGCACCGCCUUGACAAAGAUAUAUCAAGUAGUGGUCGAGACUCGAGAAAUGAGCACCAGAUUUGACAACCAGACAUUGACCUGGAUGAAUGAGCCCAAGUUACUUAAGUAUAUUGACAAACAUGUGGGUGGUAUUGUUAAUGGCUAUAAUAUUUUUAUUUCAGCUGAAUUUUGCCGUGGGUUUGUUGAGAAAAGAAGACGCCCAGUUAACUGAAAUGAAUUUGAAUGUUCUCUUAAACCAAGUCAUUGUUUUGACGAGACUUUUAUACAAUGGAUAUGACAAAAACAAGAGAAUUUCUUGCACAAUUAUAUCCCAAUUGUAUGAAAAUGGGCAACAAGAAGAAGCAUUAAAGUUGGCUGAAGAGUUUCAGGUAGGAAUAAAUAGUAUCAAAAAUUUGAAUUUAUAUUGGUUUCCUUCGAGACCCCCCGUCGAUGUUUGCCCGAAAAGGUCAACAUUAGGGUAAUCGAUGGCGCAGAUUUCAAAAAUCAUGUUCCUUUUUUCUGAUUUUGACUUUUCCUUAAGUAGUAAUGUUAAAGAGUAAUUUUUGGAAUUUUUUCUUGGUUUAGGGGUUUUCGAGGGUGCUGAUUUCGAAAAACACGUUAAUUUUGCUCUUUGUUGUACUAUAUAGUACUAACUGACGCGUCCCGAAUUUUUGGGUCGGUCAAUGGUCAAUGAUAUAUUUUUAUAGGUAAUCGAUAAUGCUGAUUUCAGUCUGGAUGAGAAGCAAAUCCAUACAUCUGAUAAUCUGUUCGGAACCAAUUUUCACUCUGCCCACAAAUUUUUGGGAAACCAGAAAAAAAGAACAUGAUUUUCGAAAUCAGCACCUCGAAACCCCUAAAUCAAGUAUUUUUAGCAAAAAUUUUAAAGUCACAACUUAACAGUACUAACUACCAAAAAAAGUAAAUACAGAAAAAAUGGAUGUCAUUUUCGAAGUCCUCGCAAUUGGUUACCUUACUAACCCUUAUUUCUCGGUUGGGGGUUUCUUUCGACACGGGGCCCCGCGGGGUCCAUUUCGAUGGUUUUCAUUUAUAUUCGGUUUUUAGGAUUUCAAUUUAAUAAUCAAACAUUCGCAUACUGCUCUUUCUGAUGGCGACCGCAAGAAUUACAUUGCCCAGAUGAAGGAAAAAUUCCAAGGAAAAGACUUUGAUUUAAUUCUUUAUGAUUAUUACAGAAAGAAUGGUACGUUGAGAAAAUAGUUUUUUUUUAACUUAUCGUUUACAGGCAUGGUUGAAUACCUCCUGGAAGAGAAAGGUGAACGAUUGGAAAACUUCUUGCGGUCCCAUGAGAACAUUAAUUGGAUCAGAAACAUUGAGAAGAAGCAAUAUCGCAAGGCCAGAAACUUUUUGAAAAAUAUGAUGAUGGAGACAGAAAACGCGUCAAAGAAGGGCGUAAGUAAAGCCACGUUUGUAUUCAUUGUUCUGAAGACUGCGUUCUAAAUUUGACUUUGUAGACAAUUGCUGCUUUGGGAACAUUGUGCGCAUUAUGUGAGGACGAAGAGAAUGCGACGGAAAUCGCCGAAUUCACAGAAGUUAUGAAGAUUGUCGAACAUCAAGAAGCUAUCGAUUCCGUCGUUUUGAAGGUAUUUAAAAUUUUUAAUUUUAGAAGUUUUCAGAGGAUUAAUCCGAGGAACCGGCCGAUGAAAGUAAAAGAUAUUAUUGACGCCUACCUCCAGGAAGAUGACUGUCGGGGAUUUAUGAAGGCUCUUAUAAUGGUCGCCUCCCUUAGGGCAUCUACUAUUUCUCCAAUUGAACGAAAACAAAGCGAUGAAUUUGUGAAGCACAUAUACAAGAAGAUUUUGGCGUCAGAUGAAUGGAUAAAGCUUUCGGUGGAUCCGGUUCAGUUUGAAGUGAAGGCUCAAUGUUCGAAGUUAGCAACCGUUUUACACAGUGUUUUUGAAUUGGGUAGGUAAAAAACGCACAUCAGUAUGUCCUAGGUAUCGCCGACAAUGAGAAGAAAGCCCUUCUUCCCAAUGUGGAUGAUGUUGAUAAACUUAUCGAACUUGACCAUCACCGCAGUGAUCUCUUAAAACGAUUUCUCUCUUCUGAAAUUUCUAACGUCAACUUCUGUCUGGACAAGGACACCCAAAUGGAGGACUGA
Messenger RNA from Bursaphelenchus xylophilus (pine wood nematode), 8084 nucleotides. Lineage: Eukaryota; Metazoa; Nematoda; Chromadorea; Rhabditida; Aphelenchoididae. The record is from the annotation of a GenBank genome assembly.